Messenger RNA from Phaedon cochleariae (mustard beetle), 5782 nucleotides. The record is from the annotation of a GenBank genome assembly. NCBI's taxonomy places the organism in Eukaryota, Metazoa, Arthropoda, Insecta, Coleoptera, Chrysomelidae.
AUGCGCCAUGAGCGUGGUGCGCAGUGUGGCCGCUUUUCUCAGUGUUCGUUCUUCCAUCCUGCUGUUAGGCGACCAGUCUUACAAUCUGUUUUCUGUAAUAAAAAGUCCGCGAUAAGAUAAGGCAUAGGUACACAUAGGUACUUUUACGAGCACACGUCAUCUUUACUGAUGUCCAAAUGAGUUGAAAAAAUAAAAAGUCGUUUCGUGGCGAGGGAUUUCGGAAAAAAAUCAGUGAUGUGAGUGGAUUGUGAACGGAAACCUGGAAUAAAAAAGCGCUGCGGUUUUGACAAAAAAUGACAACCUUGGAGCUGUACACGAAGGGUGCGAGAGUAUGGAUCCCCCACCCCGACCAGGUGUGGCAGGGGGCGGAACUUCUCGAGAACUACAACCCCUCGAAGCCCACCCUGGCCGUCGCGACGGACGACGGCGGCACCGCGACGCUCCAGCUCAAGUCCGAAAAAGAUUUGCCCUUCCUGCGCAACCCCGCCAUCUUGGUGGGCGAGAACGACUUGACGGCGUUGUCGUAUCUGCACGAGCCGGCGGUGUUGCACAAUUUGCAGGUCCGUUUUUGUGAGAACAGGGACAUUUACACCUAUUGUGGAAUAGUUUUGGUUGCCAUCAACCCUUACGAUGAACUUCCUAUAUAUGAUAUUGACACGAUCCAGACGUACAGGGGCCAGGCGUUGGGCAACCUCGAUCCGCACAUCUUCGCCGUAGCUGAGGAGGCGUACACGCAACUGGAGCGCGAGCAAAGGGACCAGAGCGUUAUCGUGUCGGGGGAGAGCGGGGCAGGGAAGACGGUGUCUGCCAAGUACGCGAUGCGGUAUUUCGCCACCGUCGGCGGCAGCGUCGUCGAGACGCAAGUCGAGAAGAAGGUGCUCGCCAGCAGUCCCAUAAUGGAGGCCAUUGGGAAUGCAAAGACUACGAGAAACGACAACAGUUCGAGAUUCGGAAAGUUCAUCGAGCUGCAAUUCAACAAACAAUUCCAUAUAGUAGGCGCUUCCAUGAGAACGUAUCUUCUAGAGAAAUCAAGGGUGGUAUUUCAAACGACUGAAGAGAGGAAUUACCACAUAUUCUAUCAGUUAUGUGCUGCUAGGAAAAAACUACCUCAAUUAUUUUUAGAUCACCAAGAUCACUUCCACUACCUCAACCAAGGCGGCAGCCCCGACGUCAACGGCGUCGAUGAUGCUGAGACUUUCGAGGAGACCGUGAACGCGUUGAACUUGCUCGGAUUCUCCGAAAAGGAACAGAUCGACAUGUUCAAGGUGUUCGCCUCUGUACUGCACCUCGGCAACAUCAGGUACUUGGAGGGCAUCAUCGAAUCGGAGAACGAACAGGAUCAGGAAGGGUGUCUGAUCGAGCCAGAAGACAAGCACAUGAAAAUCCUGUGCGAUCUCCUCGAAAUCGACCAGGACGACAUGAGACAGUGGCUGUGCACUAGGAAACUGGUCUCCAUGAGGGAGGUCUUCCUCAAGCCGAUGACCUUGGAAGAGGCCACCAUCUCUCGAGACGCCCUCGCCAAACACAUCUACGCCGAGCUAUUCAACUGGAUCGUUCUAGUCAUCAACAGGUCUUUGGAAUCAGAUACCCCACGGCACAGAUUCAUCGGCGUGCUGGACAUCUACGGCUUCGAGACCUUCGAGACCAACUCCUUCGAGCAGUUCUGCAUCAACUACGCCAACGAGAAGCUGCAGCAGCAGUUCAAUCUGCACGUGUUCAAGCUGGAGCAGGAGGAGUACAUCCGCGAAGGCAUCGGCUGGAAGAUGAUCGAGUUCUACGACAACCAGCCCUGCAUCGACCUCAUCGAGACGAAGCUGGGCAUCUUGGACUUGCUGGACGAAGAGUGCAAGAUGCCUCGAGGUUCUGAUGCCUCCUGGACCGAGAAGCUCUACACCAAAUGCUCCAAGUACCCCCACUUCUCCAAGGGACGUUUCGGCGCUUCCUCAUUCGUCGUCAACCACUUUGCCGAUAAGGUGCAGUACGAGAGCACCGGCUUCCUGGAGAAGAACCGCGACACAGUGAUCGAGGAGCAGAUCAACGUGAUCAAGGCCAGCAGGAACGGUCUGGUGAAGAGGCUGUUCGCCUCCGAGUCGCAGAAGCUGGCGGCGCCCGGCGUCAAGGUCAAGGUCGUCGCGUCCAAGCCGGUGUCGGUCGCGCACAAGACUCACAAGAAGUCGGUUUGUUCGCAGUUUAGGGACUCGCUCAACAUGCUCAUGUCCACCCUGAACGCUACGACCCCCCACUACGUGCGCUGCAUCAAGCCGAACGACUCGAAGACGCCCUUCGAGUACAACGCGAAAAGGGCGGUACAGCAACUGCGGGCUUGCGGCGUGCUCGAGACGAUUCGGCUGUCGUCGGCCGGGUUCCCGAGCCGUUGGACGUACGUCGACUUCUUCUACAGAUACAGGGUGCUGUGCAAGUUCAAGGACAUCAGGAAAGACGACAUGCGGAAAACCUGCGAGAAUAUAAUCGGCCUCUGCAUCAAAACCUCCGACGUUUACCAGUUCGGCAAGACGAAGAUCUUCUUCCGGGCGGGGCAGGUGGCCUACUUGGAGAAGCUCCGGUCGGACAAGCUGCGGCUGUGCUGUAUCAUGAUGCAGAAGACGGUGCGGAUGUUCGUGGCGAGGAAGAAGUACUUGAAGAUCAAGAGGUCCGCUUUGCUGAUCCAGACGUACGGAAGGGGCGUGUUGGCGAGAAGGUUGGCAGAAAGCUUGAGAAGAGAACGAGCCGCAAAGACGAUCCAGAGAUACGUCCGCGGAUGGGUCAAGAUGGUACAGUUCCAGAGGCUGAGGCGGUGCGUGAUAGGACUGCAGCGAUACUCCAGAGGCUACAUGGCUAGACUGAGGUUCAUCCAGCUCAAAUACAAUGCAGCGGCGGUCCAAAUCCAGAGGCACGUACGCGGCUGGCUGGCCAGGAAAGAAGUGAAGAAGCGACGCAGGCAGAUCGUGUUGUGCCAGUCGGCCAUCAGGCGUUAUUUAGCCAGAAAGCAGUACAAGAGAUUGAGGAUCGAGGCGCGCUCGAUUGAGCACGUCAAGACGCUGAACAAGGGCCUAGAGAACAAGAUCAUCAGCCUGCAGCAGAGGAUCGACGAGGUGAACAAGACCAAUCACGAGCUGAGGAACUAUCAGAGCGAGGUGCAAGAGUUGAAGUCGAAGAUGCAGACGUUCCGAGCGAUGGAGAUCGAGAUCAAGAACCUGAACAACCUGCUGAUCGACAAGAACAAGGCGAUGGCCAAGCUGGAGGAGCAGCUCCAAGCGGAGCGCGACGACAAGAUGGACGUCGUGCACGAGUUCGACAGGUACAGGGCGGAGGCGCAGGCGCAGCGCGACGGGUGGGACGGCGAGAUGGCGAAGCUGCGCGCCGAGCUGCAGAAUAUCAACGAGAUCGUGAGGGUGAACGAGAAGGGGGCAGAGGAGAACUUGAAGGUGCGCAUCGAGGAGGAGAAACUGAUGCUCCAAUCCGAGGCGGACAGCGACCGUGAGGCCUACCAACGCCUGCUCCGCGACCACCACGCCCUCGAGCAGCAGUACGAAGACUUGAAAGCGCAGGUGGCGCUGGGCGGACACGGGGCGCACCGGAGGAAUAUCAGCGACAUCAGCAGCAUCAGCGCCGUGGACGAACAGCUGCUCAACAGCGAUCUGCCGGAGGACCACGGGUACGGCAUGACCAGCGACAGUAACGCCAGGAACGAUACGACCGAACCCAAAAUGGACGUCAGCCUGGUGCUGAAGCUGCAGCACCGGCUGUCAGGCGUCGAGAGAGAGAAGACGCGGAUGCAGAAGCGCCUCGACGAGAUAGAUCUGUCCCCGAAAUCUGACACGCAGCGGUCCGACGUCGAAAAUGCCGCCAGGUUAUCCGAGAUGGAGCUAUGCAACUCGCAGUUGAAGACGCAGCUGUUCGAGCUGCAGAAUAGCAUCAACGAAGGCACUGGUCCAACGAAACUGCACGAACAGCUGAAGGAGCUGCAAACGGAACUGGAACGGAAGAGCGAAGAAAUCGUGCAGCUGAAGAGCGUGCUGGCCAAUCAAACGAACAACAUCAAGUCGAUCCUCAACUCCAAGACGCGGACAGGUACAGUGCCUCCGGACAUUUCCCGUUUUUCUAUCAUUUUGCACGAGUUAUGUUUUCUGUUUCAUGCUUAUCGUCGAACCCUGACUCUACCUUUACAGAUGGAGAUCUCCAAGUUGCUGGAGGAUAACGAACGACAGCAACGAAUUCUCUCUGCCAACUUGACGACUCCCCAAACGCAAGGAGAAGCCUACAUGCAGAUGGAGAUAACCAGACUGACGACCGAGAAUCUAGAAUUGCACGAUAAGAUCGACUUGCUGAACGAAACCGUGCGCAAACUGAAGAAACAAAGGAAGGUUUAUCUCAAACCGCGCACAGCCGUAGCUCUCCUGCCAGGUUUGCCGGCCUACAUAAUUUUCAUGUGCAUCCGCCAUACGGACUACAUCAACGACGAAGAUAAAGUCAGGUGUCUCUUGUCGACGUUCACGAAUACGCUGAAGAAGGUGAUGAGGAAGAGACAGGAUUUCGAAACCACAACAUUAUGGCUGUCGAAUACUCUGAGGUUAAUUCAUAACUUGAAACAGUACAGUGGCGAGGAGGCCUUCCAAAGAAAAAAUACUCCCAAACAGAACGAGCAGUGCUUGAAGAAUUUCGAUCUUUCUGAAUAUCGUCAAAUAUUUUCAGAUACAGCAGUUUGGAUAUACCAAUCUGCCCACCUCCUGCAGGCCAGAAAGACCGAUGAGGACGUGGAGAGCGUGUGCGAGAUGUGCGACGCUCUAACGCCCCUGCAGAUCUGCAAGGUGCUCAAUCUGUAUACGCCUGUCGACGAGUUCGAGCAAAGGGUGCCGGCGUCCUUUAUAAGGGCGGUGCAGGAGCGGCUGAAGGGGCGGCCGGACGCGCAGGCGCAACAGGCUUUGCUGAUGGAUGUCAAAUACAAAUUUCCUGUACGUUUUCCUUUCAAUCCUUCCGUUAUAUGCUUAGAAGACAUUGAUAUUCCCGAAUCGCUUGGUCUACCUAUGCUCGAAAAACUUUAAAAAAAUUUAUUUAUACUAUUUUGGCUAUAGAUGAAAACAUGGGCUCCUAUCUGUAAGUAUACUAGUUGAUUUUUCUUCAUCUCCACAAGUAUAUACUGAUAUUCAAAUUAUUGAAUUAUUGAUUGUUUGCUAAAUGUCAACCACGAGAUGUUUAUAAAUAUAUCAAAAAAUUGGGCGCCUUUUCAAAUUAACCAGAGUUAUAUCAAUUGAAUUAUCUGAUUUUUUUGUAUAUAGUUGUAAAAACUAGUUUCUAAUAGAUUGAAUAAGGACCGAAUGUAGAGAAAAAUGUACUUUCAUGCAACUUGUGAUAUUUUUUGGUUCCAUAUACUUAUGUAUAUUCAGUAAUUAUUUAUUAUUUAUUAUUACUGUUUUUAGCAAAAUUGUUUGAUAGAUUGUGAUGUAGGUAAUUGUUAUGUAAUAUUAUCAAAGUAGGUAGUUGGAAAUUACUAACAAAUUCUAUAUCUAUACAAAAACAAAAAUAAUAAUAAUCAUAUUAUCAAUGUACAGGUGAAUCAGUCUUACCUUAAUUCUUGUCAUUUUACAUCCAUUCAAAUAACAUUCCAAUUUUUCAAUAUUUAUAUAAGUGAACAUUUUGUAUAUUUUUGGUACAAUCCUUUAGUGCCAUACUUUCUUCAUUAACGUUUUGUUGAAAUUGUUGAAUUUGAAUAUUGUUUAUAUUCAUAGUUACCUUUUUACAGAAAACUAUAUCAUAUUGUUGGAAAUUAAAAUUUUAUGAAUCA